CUUACCUUGACAGUCAACCAUCGGGGAACCCAUAACAUCAUCGCAAUGGCAGCCAACUGCAUCUUCUGCAAGAUCAUCAAGGGAGCCAUCCCGUCGUUCAAAGUGAUAGAGACGGAGCUCACCUAUGCGUUUCUGGACGUUGGACCUAUCGCUAAGGGACAUACUUUGGUGAUUCCCAAACAACAUGCACAAUUCAUGCACGAGCUCUCCGACGAGAGUCUCGCUGACAUCCUCCCCGUCGCAAAGAAGGUCGCCAAGGCGCUAAAUGUGCCCAACUACAACGUUCUCCAGAACAACGGAAAACUAGCCCACCAAGUCGUAGAGCACGUGCACUUCCACAUCAUCCCCAAGCCCAACGAGACCGAAGGCUUGGGCGUCGGGUGGCCGGGCAAGGAAGCCGACAAGGCUGAGCUGAAGCAGUUGGCCGAGAAGCUGUCUGCUAGCAUGUAGAUUUCUGUAGGCUGGUUGAUCACUUUCAAUAUAAUGUGGCUUUGUAGAUUACGAGUCAUGUAUGUACAUACUAUCCAAGUCCAUAAAACAUCGUUCUAUC
Molecule: messenger RNA, 550 nt
Organism: Fimicolochytrium jonesii
Lineage: Eukaryota; Fungi; Chytridiomycota; Chytridiomycetes; Spizellomycetales; Powellomycetaceae
Product: HIT-like domain-containing protein
Exons: 6
Coding region: 46-450 (134 amino acids)
Biological process (GO): nucleotide metabolic process
Molecular function (GO): catalytic activity
Source: RefSeq, a predicted model, not a curated record